ACCCUUCCGCUUCUCCUUCCCCCUUCCUCAUCGCUCUCGUCCUCGAAGUUAAAUCCAAAGCCAUCCUCCACCGAAGCGGGAGAAACCCCAGCGACGACGAAACCCAAACCCUAGAAAUCGCGAGCUCCAUCGUCCCUUUCGCCGCCCCACUUCCUCUCCCGAAAGAUCUCGCCCUUACUUCCUAUCCUCCUCGUUUUCCCUCACGAUUUUCUCUUUUUUUUUUUUCCUUUUCGAUUUUUUUUGGCGUUGGUUGCAGGAAGGAUAGACGGUUUCCGAGGAAUGGGUUCUUCUUCCGAGAUUUUUCCUGCUGGGUUUUGAUUUGUUCUGGUCUAACGCCUGUUUCCUGUUCUGGAAUUAGGGUUUCGUCUGGCUCUCAACUGAGUUCUCGAUCGCCUACGGUGGUUGCGCCUGCGGAGCCCAUUCCCCGGCUGGUGAACAUAAACUUAAAGUCAGGAUUACAGCUGUUUAGAGAGUAUGGCAUCACAAUAUCCGGUGCUCAACAACAGACCCAUUGAUCAAUGGAAGGUUACAGAGUUAAAAGAAGAGCUGAGGAGGAGGAAAAUCCCUGUAAGGGGUCUGAAGGAGGAACUGGUAAGGAAGUUAUUUGAAGCAAUUCGCAAUGAAGAGGUGAUCAAAGAGCAAGAAACUGGUGAUCAAGUGCAAUCGGAUUGUCCUGAUCCGACUCUUGAUGGUGAUGGCGAUCAAAAGCAAGCAGAAAACUCAGCAGCAGAUCAUACCAACAUUGUUCCGGAUCCAAUUGGACAGAGUCACUGUGAUACCAGUGCUAUUGACAUCAAUUGUUCAGACGUCAUUCCGGAUCCAGUUGGAAAAACUGACUGUGAUGCCACUAUCACUGACAUUGACAUCAAUCGAGAGAUCAAGGUUCAAGAUGCCAUAACAGCUAUUUCAGGAUUGGAUGCGACAGUUAUGGAAACACAAGCCAAUACAGUUCUGUUGGAAGACAGUACAACUGAAAGCCAGACUGUGAUCACUCAAUACGACUCCCGUGUCAUGGUUUCAAGAGCUGAAGAAAAACAAGAGGAAGAAAAGCAAGAAGACUCGAACGUACCUGAUGAGGAUAUCAAGCCCAGCCUUUCAGAUUUGGACAAUCAGGUAUCUGUGGUCAGCCCAGAUUUAGGUUUCCAGGUUAAGUGUGAGUCAAUUCCUAUUGAUUCUGUGUCAAUUGUUGAAAAGAAUAAACUAAAGGAUAAUUUAAAUGCUGAUGACUUUCAUUUAGAGCAAGAAGUUGUUAAGCCGGAGAUGGUUCAACCAUCAUCCAGCAGUGUUCCUUCCGUAGGUGGCGAUUUGCAGUCACUGGGUGAUGGUAAAGAGCUGCAGUCGUUGGAUGAUGAUAAAGACCUGCAGUCAUCGGGUGAUGAUAAAGAGCAAGUAAAGCACCUAGUCUCUUUGGAAGAUACAGAUGUCAAAAGCAGUACAAAUUUCAAUCUCAGCAAGGAAGAUAACAUAGAUGAAGGAUCUCCAGAAAAAUUGAACUUGGAUAGGUGUUCGAGUGAUGAAUUGAUGGAGGAGGAUGUCUUGGAAAGCAAGCAAAUUGAUCCCAACAUGAAGUCUGAGGAACUAGCAGAAAAAACUGAGGUGAAACAGGAGCCUGCUAUAGGAGUGAGAACAAAUAUUAAAGAUGGGUUGGGUGAGUCUAUUCCAGACAAUAAAGAUACUGUUGAUGAAGACCAUAGGAAGCCAGAAGGUUCUACCGAAAAGAGAAAACUAGAAGACCAAGAAGCUGUUGGAAGCAGUGAGCCUCCGAAGAGGCAACGCCGCUGGAAUUCAGAAACCAUAAAAGUUCCUGAACAAGCAUCCAAUCUUGGUACAUCAAGUACACCUAAGGAUGCAUUUCAACCAACUCCUAGACGGAUAUUCCCGAAGUCUGAUUCAAAGCCCAGCGGAGAUGCCCAGAAGGAACGCAUUGUGCCUCCAUCACAGAAGCCUGCAACCACUUCACUGAGAAUUGACAAGUUCUUGCGUCCCUUCACUUUGAAAGCAGUUCAAGAACUGCUUGCAAAAACUGGAACCAUCUGCAGUUUCUGGAUGGACCACAUCAAAACCCAUUGCUAUGUGACCUAUUCUUCGGUGGAGGAAGCCAAUGGUACACGAAAUGCUGUUUACAAUCUCCAGUGGCCUCCCAAUGGUGGGAAUCUUCUGAUCGCAGAGUUUGUUGAUCCCCAAGAAGUCAAGGCACGUGUUGAUGCCCCACCGCAAUCACCGGCACCUAUCAGCCCAAGCCCGAGCGCAGCCAAGGCUACAAACUUUCAACCACCUCAGGCAGCCCAACCCCCUACUCGUCAACAUUCUUUUAGGCAGCAGCUGCCUCCUCCCCUUGCAAAACCUCCGACACUGUCUGAUGCACCUACCGUAAGAGAGCGACUUCCCCCGCCACCGCCGCCACCUUCCACGGAGCCAGAACCACCUGCAUUGACACUUGAUGAUCUCUUUCGAAAAACCAAGGCUACCCCCAGGAUCUAUUACUUACCCUUGUCCGAAGAAGUGGUAGCAUCCAAGCUUGCAGCACAGGGCAAAGGCAGCAUCAAGGGAUAGGUAGAGCUCCAAGCUGCAGCAAGAAAGUAGUUUGUUUGUUAAAUGGUGUGUAGUUUUGCAGACAACUUGAUGCCUAUAGGUCCAGAUGUUUGUCAGAUGAGAGUCCCAUCUCUCUUAUUCAGAUCUCCAUUAGGUUUUUAUCAUCUGCUGUCCUGUGAGAGACCAACCAGCAGGGAAAAUAUAUUCAGUAGUUAGUAAAAGGACAUGUUGUAGCGUAGCUUAGCUGCUGAGACGACGGUAUGAUGUAAGGGUACUCUUUUAUGCUUCUUGCUGAGUAGAGUAGUUUAGCACUAUCCAA
Messenger RNA from Musa acuminata AAA Group (dessert banana), 2851 nucleotides. RefSeq lists its product as uncharacterized. Gene Ontology annotation, molecular function: nucleic acid binding. NCBI's taxonomy places the organism in Eukaryota, Viridiplantae, Streptophyta, Magnoliopsida, Zingiberales, Musaceae. The transcript is spliced from 5 exons. The record is from RefSeq and is a predicted model, not a curated record. Bases 475 to 2553 code for a protein of 692 amino acids.